AUGAAAGGAGUGGGACAAAAGUUUGCUCAAGGAGUUGUUGAAUUUCGAGAUGCGUUGUUAAAGUAUUCUAUUCAUUCCGGUUUUAAUUUUGAUUUUGUUAAGAAUGUUAAGGAUCGUGUCACUGUUCAUUGUAAGAGACGGACUGAUUUGGGAUGUUUAUGGAGCGUGCAUGCUAGAGUGCAAAAUUAUAGUAAAGCUUUUGUUAUUAAACAAUUUGAUGAUGUUCAUACUUGUGGAUCUUCUUUUCGUACAACUAAACAUGCUAGGAUGACUUCAUAUAUGAUUGGUGGGUUAAUUUCAAGUGAUAUUCGUAAUAAGGCUUUGACAUCGGUUAGUGAGGUAGUUUGUGAUUUCAAGGACUAUUAUGGAACAGAAGUUUCUUAUCGGCGAGCUUGGAUGGGUGUUGAAAAAGUAAGGGGUCUUGUUUUUGGUGACUAUUCAUCAUCAUUUGACGAUCUUCGUUGGUAUGUUGAUGCCGCUAAUGCUUGCAAUCCGGGGAGUGUUUUUGAUAUGGAAUUUGAUAUUGAUAGUAAAGGAAGACAUUUCAAAUGCUUUUUUUUCGCUUUUGAGGCAUGUAUUCAUGGUUACAAGUAUUGUAGGCCCGUGUUGAUGCUUGAUGAAACUUUCUUGAAAAGAAGACACAAAAGUUGUUUAUUGGCUGCUAUGGCAAAAGAUGGUUUAUAUCCGUCAUGUUUUGCUAUUGUUGAUAGUGAAAAUUAUGACAGUUGGCAUUGGUUCUUGUCAAAGUUAUUUGUUAUUUUGACUCCGGGGAGGGAUAUUGCGUUUGAUAUUGGUCGCUAUGGAGUGAAGAGUCGUGAAUCUAAAGAGUAUUUGCUUACUCUUUUUAGUAGAUGUGCAUAUGCUCCUACUAUUGAGUUAUUUAAUGAGCUAUUUGAAGAAUUUAAGGGUCAUUGUGGUCGUAGUGUUCAGAAGUUUCUUGAGGUUUUCAACUAG
Molecule: messenger RNA, 954 nt
Organism: Camellia sinensis
Lineage: Eukaryota; Viridiplantae; Streptophyta; Magnoliopsida; Ericales; Theaceae
Source: RefSeq, a predicted model, not a curated record